Molecule: messenger RNA, 312 nt
Organism: Microthlaspi erraticum
Lineage: Eukaryota; Viridiplantae; Streptophyta; Magnoliopsida; Brassicales; Brassicaceae
Source: the annotation of a GenBank genome assembly
AUGGAUGAAAUCGAUUCUCCUCUCCAUCUUCUUUGUACUCUCAUCUUGAUUUCUCAAGUACUCUUGAAGCAUACUUCAAUCUUGGUUUGGCGCGCGGCUUGUGAACUCUCCUUGGGCAAAAAGAGGUCUUUUGGAGCAUUCUGGAGCAUAUGGGACGUGAGGAGCAUGGAGGACUUGGCGCAUGGACGCAGCUCAACUGGAUACGCAAAGGAAGAAGGAGGAAGCCAUCUUGAAGACCAGCUCGACCAUCUACUCGACCAACCGGUCGAGUUCCUCAACUCGACCGGCCAAGCUUCAACUCGAUCGAGCUGA